UAACCUGACAUUAAGCCUGUCAUCACUCGGUUUUUGUAAGUUUUACAUGUAUUGAGUCUGGCCUAACCUUACACUAAGCUUAUCUUCACUGUUCGGAAAAAUCUCUUUUUCCAUGACAACACGCCUAAUCAUGCUCUCGCUCAUACUUUAAUACGUCUCUUACUCGAAUUCAGUAUUCGACAGACCAUAAAUGAUGACCUACAGAAACAGAAUGAUCUCAAGUUAGCCUUCAAAUUGACAUUGUAUAUUAAAACUUGUCCAGUUUUGUCGGCACUCAGUCAAUCUUUAACGCCUUUAGAUAAAAGCUUGCUAAAAGCUCUUCUUUUUCAAAGAUUAGCACAGCAUUUUUUCAAAACCAGAGUAGAUUUAUGCAACCGCAAUAGAUUUAAGGUUUGCUAUGAAAUCUUGGCGUAACAUGUUACGCUGCCGUCCAUCGCAGGUUUCUUCCCAUUAGUUCUUGCCCCAUUAGGUGUUCUAAAACGACUCUUAAAGGUACUAGCAAUCACCAAUGCAAACAGCGUCAACAUCCCUCUGCCGACCAUAAGACAAAGAUUGCGGCCGUCGCCCUCCCAUGUCCCGUGUUAUCGGUGGAGAGGCGGCCCGCCCGUAUAGUUGGCCGUGGCAGGUGUCGGUCUCAAUGGGCAAGUUACACUCUUGCGGAGGCGCGCUGAUUAGUUCGAAAUGGGUCAUCACUGCAGCUCACUGCGUCAUCGAGUACCCAUUCCCACAGGUUUAUGAGGUUAUAGCAGGUGCCCAUAAGCUUUACGAAAUGUCACCCUUCUACCAAAGCAUCAAGGUUAAGAAACUAGUGUAUAACCCCGGCUUCAACGAGAGACACUAUAGGAAUGAUAUCGCCCUACUGGAGCUUGAACGGCCUGUCCUAACGAACCCACAUGUAAGCCCUGUCUGUCUGCCUCCGGUCAAUGCCGGAAAGGUACCUGUUGGCAAGAACUGCUUUAUCACAGGCUGGGGCCGCGUAUUUGAAGGAAGUGACGAAGCGGAGUUUUUACAAGAGGCCGAACUAGUAGUGGCUUCCAAUGCAAAGUGCGACAAGAAAAACGGGGAACUCCUCCCUGUCGAUGACGCCUCCAUGGUUUGUGCCGGAGGGCCUGGGCGUGGUGGUUGCCAAGGCGACAGCGGAGGGCCCCUGGUGUGUAACGAGGCGGGUCGAUGGGUACUGCGAGGAAUUGUCAGCUGGGGGAGUAGGGAGUGUUCCACUGAAUUCUACACGGUGUUCACAAGGGUCAUCAACUAUAUGCCCUGGAUCGAGACGAUUCUCGCAGGUGGCGACAGCGGAUGUGCCGGAGUAGCCACUGCUCCCCCUACCCUACCCCCGAAGCCAACAACACCCAGUAAACCUUGUAUCGAAGUAUCUACCGAAGUGUGUAUGCAAAUCAAGUAUAACUGCUACACGAAAGAAGUACAAAAUAUCUGUCCAAAGACUUGCGGCAUUUGUUGAUCGUACGAGUCGUCGGGAUGCCUUAACGCCAUUUUCUUAAUUUUUAACAAUAUCUAAAUAAUCAUUCAUUUGUAUAUCAGCGAUUAAAUCUGUAAAUGUGUGAAAAAUAAAAUAAAUGGUAAUCAUUAUGA
Messenger RNA from Nematostella vectensis (starlet sea anemone), 1590 nucleotides. Its product is annotated as chymotrypsinogen B. Lineage: Eukaryota; Metazoa; Cnidaria; Anthozoa; Actiniaria; Edwardsiidae. Gene Ontology annotation, molecular function: serine-type endopeptidase activity. The transcript is spliced from 7 exons. Gene Ontology annotation, biological process: proteolysis. The record is from RefSeq and is a predicted model, not a curated record. Bases 572 to 1459 code for a protein of 295 amino acids.